AUGGUUCUUUUGAACAUCGUCGAUACUUUUAAAGUACGCCGCUCUGUUCGGAGCUUUACAGGUCAAAUAUCAAAAGAAAACAGCCAGAUUAUUGAGAAUAUCAUUAAGGAAUGUAACGCACUUAAAUCUCCAUUUGGAAAGAAUACCGAAAUUUCGCUAACUGAGCCUGGUAUCGGAACUUAUGGUGUAAUAAGUAAUGAAUCUGGUUGGAUAGCAAUUAAAAUUCCAGUAGGUGUAGAAAAAAAGGAAGAUUACUAUCAAUACUUAAUCGAUGGUGCAUUCAAAGGCUCGGUUGCUGUUAUGAAACUAACCCAAAAUGGAAUUGGAACGGUUUGGGUUGGCGGGUCUUUCAAUGAAAAAAUUGUCGAAUCCAGAUUUCCAGGAUAUCAUAUUCCUUGCGUAAUAGCGUAUGGCAUCUCAUCUGAUAAAACUAAAAUAAUGGAUCAUUGCAUGAAAAUACUGCGCGGAAGAUCAAGAUUUGAUUAUACUUAUUUAUUUUAUGACGAAAAGGCUCAUACAUCACUAAAAAAGCAGCCUGAAGGCAAGAUUGGAGAAAUACUGGAAUGUGUUCGUUGGCUUCCUUCAGGUAUUAACAAACAAUCCUGGAGAAUUUCUUUCAAUGAAAAUGAAAGGAAAUUCAGAAUAUUCGAUUACUAUAACCUAUCCAACGGAUAUUCUCCAUUUGAUAUAGGAAUCAUGAUUGGAGGAUUUUAUUUUUAUUCCCAAGGACAUUAUAAAGUUGAAUUUGAAAAUUAUCAAGAGUCUUAUCCAUCUGGAGGAAAAUAUAUAUGUUCAAUAAUUCUUGAUGAAUCGUUGUUUAACACGUAA
Trichomonas vaginalis G3 is the source of this 828-nucleotide messenger RNA. Its product is annotated as putative TM nitroreductase family. Gene Ontology annotation, molecular function: oxidoreductase activity. Bases 1 to 828 code for a protein of 275 amino acids. NCBI's taxonomy places the organism in Eukaryota, Parabasalia, Trichomonadida, Trichomonadidae. The record is from RefSeq and is a predicted model, not a curated record. The transcript has a single exon.